Penicillium atrosanguineum is the source of this 351-nucleotide messenger RNA. RefSeq lists its product as uncharacterized. The record is from RefSeq and is a predicted model, not a curated record. The transcript is spliced from 3 exons. NCBI's taxonomy places the organism in Eukaryota, Fungi, Ascomycota, Eurotiomycetes, Eurotiales, Aspergillaceae. The coding region runs from base 1 to 351 and encodes 116 amino acids.
AUGGCGGUCUGGUCCCAUGCUUGUCUGCGUCUUAUUGUUUCCUUGUGGGUAGCGCGAUGCACAUCGAACGGCGACCUUCGCUCUGAGUCAAGAUGGAGGGUUAGGGUAUGCUCCAAGGCGGAGGGUGAUAAGGGUGAUGAGGGCAACGAGGGAAUGCGCGUGACUCGCACGAAGGGUGACACCGCCACAGUCAAAUCUCGAGUGCGAAAUUCAAGAUGCCAUAGGAGCGGUGGACAAUGGACUACACCGACUUUCUGCAUUGCCAUUGCCAUUGUUCGCAUGAGCGGGCCUGUCAAAGAAGAAGUCAAGCUUGCAGCUUCCCGAGAGGCUCGAAUGCAUGAAAUGAAGUGA